Molecule: messenger RNA, 4649 nt
Organism: Hippocampus comes (tiger tail seahorse)
Lineage: Eukaryota; Metazoa; Chordata; Actinopteri; Syngnathiformes; Syngnathidae
Gene: ubap2a
Product: ubiquitin associated protein 2a
Exons: 27
Coding region: 138-3920 (1260 amino acids)
Cellular component (GO): cytoplasm; nucleus
Molecular function (GO): protein binding
Source: RefSeq, a predicted model, not a curated record
GUUGUGUCCAGAGGACGUCGGACGAGCAUCCACCGCGGUCGCCUUAAUCACGUGACCACCUUGUCUGCUGCUGGCUGAGUGAAGCGUGUUAGCAGGUUUUUCUAUUUUGUACAUACAGAGUUUUGUAUAUACUGUAUAUGAUGAGCUCGCUGGGCAGCGACAAGGCCCGGGGCCCUCGUGAAAAAGUGCCGCCUGCUGCCACCCACAUGUCUCAACCACAGAAACAGAUACAGGCCACUGCUGAGCAAAUUCGGCUUGCCCAGAUGAUCUAUGACAAGAAUGAUGCUGACUUUGAAGACAAGGUUAAUCAGCUGAUGGAGGUUACUGGCAAGAAUCAGGAUGAAUGUAUGGUCGCGCUUCAUGACUGCAACGAGGAUGUGAGCAGAGCCAUCAAUUUCCUCCUGGAGAGCACCUCGGAUAUGACCUCAUGGGAGACCGUAGGGAAGAAGAAGCCGCUGGUGAAGGAGGCUCCUUCCGAAAGCAAGGAGAACAAGGAGAACCGGGAGAAGAAAGGCGAGAGGGAGGCGAGCAAGGGCCGUGCGUCAUCCAACCGCAAGGGCAAAGGCUCCAAUCGAAGCCGACAGGGUGCAGUUCGACCAGCGGAAAACGGUGUGGAGGUGACACCGGUGGACAAAGGCUCCGAUCGAGGAAAGAGGGCUAAAGGUGGUCGAGGCUCCGGCGGUCGAGGCAGAGGCCGAGGACCAGCGGCAAGCAGGUUCUCAGCCCAAGGCAUGGGCACCUUCAAUCCUGCAGACUAUACCUCAGAGGCAGGGACAGGGACCACACAGAGUGAGGCUUGGGACACUGCGGCUAACAACAAUACAGAUGAGAUGGCUAACUGGAGGAACCCGGUUGAAGACUAUGGACCCGAAGACUGGAGUGAGGAUGUUAGUCUCUCGGAGACCAAAGUGUUCACGUCCUCGUGUGCUCCUCCGGCUGAGAAUCAUAUCACUUCUGGCCAAAGUCUGGACCUCGCCUCCCUGCUGCAGAAGCCCGUGGUCUGUGGAAGAGAAGCGCCCCCCUGCUCCUCCUCCUCCUCGCAGAGUCUGGUCUUCACCAACUCGCACCACCACCACCACCAGCCAGCACAGCCGCAAUAUCAGCCUCCUCCUAGCCGCAGCACCACUGGUGGCACCAGCUAUGCUCAUGCUGCUCUGUCGUCUGUUCUCGGAGCUGGUUUUGGAGACCUGGGCCAAGCCAAAAGGCCUCCACCCAGUGCGGGAGCUCAGAUACUGGAACAGCUUAAGGGGCCUGGCUUGGGUCCUCUGCUGUCGCAUUCUGCCAACACUCAAGGCAGCUCUUCAAUUGGCCGCCUACCAAGCCUGGGAGCGCCUGUACCUCCACCGUCUUCCUCCAGCUGGGACAUGAAGGCGCCAGAAUCGAACGCCACCACACUGUCCUCGCAGUUCAGCCGUGAGUUUGGACUCCAGCCAGAGCCUUCGCUUGUGCUGAGUCAGCUUAUUCAGAGGCACACUGGCCCCUCCUUGCCACUGGCACGUCAGCCCAGUCCACCAUCUCAACAACAAACGGUCCCUGCGUCCGUCUCCUCUGCUUCCCAGCACAGCAGCACGUCGGCGCAGGCGGGCCCGGCGAUGGCGACUGCUGGUCCCAAACUUCCGGCCCCCAGCGCUGGGCUGGACGCUCAGGGCUGCGGGACACCACAGCAGCAGCGGGCACAAUUGAAAGGUCAAAAACGAAGGAUACCUCCGACUUCAAAGAUCCCCUCCACGGCAGUAGAAAUGCCAGGCUCCACUGAUGUCCCUGGUCUAAACCUUCAGUUUGGGGCACUAGACUUUGGCUCAGAGUCUGCUUUGCCAGAGUUUGGAGUUGUGGACAGCGCUCUCAGUGCAGCAUCCAGGGAAUCCACGCCGGCCCCUGGCCCGGUAGCGCCUGCGUCAGGAUCGGGGACUCAGAAUCAGACAAGCUUGUACUCCAAACCUCUCAGUGAGUCGCUGGGAAGUCCUCUCUCCGUCGACCUUCCUUUGCCCCUGUCGUCAUCUGAGCCAGUGUAUCACUCGUCCUCAGUGGCACUCCCCAGUCUCACGCCCUCUUCACUGGGGCCCGCCAGCUCCUGUACUCCUCCCUCGUCGUCGCUGACCACAUCUACCAUUUCGUCCGCGCCCCACUUCUCCACAGUGGGAGGAAGCUAUGAUGGGUCCUUGCCCCCUCAGGCACGACUGGCCUUCUCCCAGAGCAAAGAAACCACUGGACCAGUUUUGAAUGGUCUGAAUGGAGUAAGGACCUCUGCGGCUUUAGACAUUUCCUCAGCUUCCUCCACACCAAAGCCCGACUCUCCGUCUCUUAACGCCAACGCUAACUGCGCUCCUGCGGCCUCAUCCCACUUGGCCCCCUCCACCUUGCCCGCACAGAGCUCCAGCACGCUGUCCAGCCUGGCACAGGACCUUCCCUCGGCCGGCCAGCUCAACACUCUCAACAGCCAUGUCAACAAUCAUUCCUCAGCUCUUGGCUCCAGUUCUUUGACUUUCACAAGCGUCGACAGCAACAGCGUGAGCUCUCUCGCUCCCUCCUCUGCGUCCUACACGUCGUCGCAACCUCCACCUUCGGCGCUUCACUCAGCCCACAACAGCAGCAACAGUAGCAGCGGCGCCAGCAUGAGCCACCUCGCUAGCAUGUCCAGCAUGGGCAGCAACAUGAGCAGCAGCGGCGUCGGCGGUAUCGCCGGCACGAGCGGACUACACUCUGCUGCCACCAGCACGGCGCUGGGACUCGGCUCCAAUGGAGCUACCGGCACAUCCAACCUCUCUGGACCGAGGACCGCACCCCUGCUCUCCUCCUCCACUGGUAAAGCCCCACCGAACCUAUCCCAAGGGGUUCCUCCUCUGCUGCCUAACCAGUAUAUCAUGGGUCCAGGGGGACUGCUCCCAGCCUACCCACAGAUUUACGGCUAUGAGGAUCUCCAUAUGCUCCAGUCCAGACUACCGAUGCCCUCCCUGCAGGAUUACUAUGGAAUCACAUUCCCUGGCCCCACUGCCACUCUCUCGAGCAGAGACGGGGGCCUCGCCAACAACCCCUACUCAGGUGAAGUCACGAAGUUUGGAAGGAACGACUCCACCUCUCCAGCACCGCCCACGAGCCUGGCGGCUCAGCAGCAGCCCCCGCAGGGUCAGAACCAAGGCCCGAGCCCGAGCCAGCCUCAGCCUGCUCAGGCCCAGCCUCAGCCGCAGGGCCAGCCGCAGCACCACAGCAGUCAGCAGACCUUCCUGCCUCCCGGCUACAGCUACACGGGGCUGCCUUACUACGCCGGUGUGCCCGGCGCCGUACCGAGCGCCGCGGCUUUCCAGUACGGCCCCACCAUGUUUGUUCCUCCGGGGGGCCCGGGACCGGCCUCGGCCAAGCAGCACAGCAUGGGCCUCAGCCUGGGGAACCCGUCUGCCAGCCCGUUCCAGCAACAGACGCAGCAGCAGCCCAGCGGUUACGGCCAGCACACCUUCAGCUCAGGGUACGAGGAGCUGACAGCAGGACCGGCCGGAGUGGACUAUAGUAAAGGCUACAAUUCUUCCUCUCAGGCACAAGCCAAAUCUGCUGCUAGCGGGCCUGGUAAAGGUGUUUCAGUGACAUCCAGUAACUCCGGCGUGCCAGACAUCAGCGGAAGUGUUUACAAUAAGACCCAGUCUUUUGAUAAGCAGGGUUUCCAUGCAGGGACCCCCCCUCCCUUCAGCCUGCCAUCUGCGCUGGGAGGUCCAGGACCGCUGAAUCCUGGAGCAGCCCCUGGAGGUUAUGCACCGGCGCCCUUCCUUCACAUCCUGCCUCACCAGCAACCGCACUCACAGCUGCUGCACCACCAUCUCGCUCAGGAUGGACAGGGCGGUCCGGGUCAGCGUGGACAGUCCAGCAGCCUGCAGCAGAAGAACCAAGUCAAUAAAUCGAGCUAUGGCAGCUCCCCUUACUGGGCCAACUGAAGUCGCUACGCUGUGUGUAUCUGCAUGUGUGUGUGUGUGUGUGUGUGUGUGUGUGUGUGUGUGCGCGAGUGAUAUGACGUAUGCAUUCGUGUGCUUGUUGAGUGUGAGCGUGCAUGCAGCACACUCAUGCGUCUGACUGAUAAAACAAUGGAGGGACAAACCAUUUUACAACACAAGCUAAAACACACUACCACCGGCUCUCCUUUGCUCUGUAUAUCCCCUUUUCAAAUUUAUGUCUGUUGUAUGUAAAAUAUAUUUAUGUAUGUAUUUAUACAGUAUAUAUGUAUUAGUAGAACAUGAAAUGUGGUUUUCUGCAUUUUGUUUUAUUUUGAAGGGCAUUUUAUUUUAAGAAAAAAUGUGGAAUGAGAAUGCUAAAUCAUGAAGUUGGUGAAUAUACUUGAACACAAGCAUCAUGUGAUGUAGAUUCCUUUUUGUAUGCAUACAUGAACUGAGAACAAUGUACAUAGAUUCUAAGCAUCAUUUUCAUGGCAAUGGCCUUUUUUUUUUUUUUAGAAGAAAUGUUUUUGUAUUCUGGUGUCCUGCAUCUGUGAAUCCUUAUUUGAAGUGUGACUUAAGUUGAUAGCUUGAGUUCUUUUUUUCCCCCUGCAGUUUUCCCUCCAUCUGUCCAUCAUUCCUCAAGUUCUACUAGUUGGCUGCUCACCAGCCAGGCCUUGAUGUCAUUCUAACAUUGGUUUAAUCCUUGUCCAGAUUAAAAUGUAAACCAUUUGA